Elephantulus edwardii (Cape elephant shrew) is the source of this 297-nucleotide messenger RNA. Its product is annotated as non-histone chromosomal protein HMG-17-like. The transcript has a single exon. The coding region runs from base 1 to 297 and encodes 98 amino acids. The record is from RefSeq and is a predicted model, not a curated record. Gene Ontology annotation, biological process: chromatin organization. Gene Ontology annotation, cellular component: nucleus; chromatin. Lineage: Eukaryota; Metazoa; Chordata; Mammalia; Macroscelidea; Macroscelididae. Gene Ontology annotation, molecular function: nucleosomal DNA binding.
AUGUUCUGCCACAGUUGUCACCAUGUCACCAAGAGAAAGGCUGAAGGAGAUUUUAAGGGAGAUAAAGCCAAGGGGAAGGACAAGACACAGAGGCGAUCUGCAAGGUUAUUUGCUAAACCUGCCCCUCCAAAGCCAGAGCCUAAGCCUAAGAAAGCCACAACAAAGAAGGGAAAGAAGGUACCCAAAGGGGAAAAGGGGCAGGCUGAUCUUGGCAAGGAUGGGAAUAACAUUGCAGAAAAUGGAGAUGCCAAAACAGAACAGGCACAGAAGGCUGAAGGUGCUGGAGAUGCCAAGUGA